This is a messenger RNA of Cooperia oncophora, 1536 nucleotides long. NCBI's taxonomy places the organism in Eukaryota, Metazoa, Nematoda, Chromadorea, Rhabditida, Trichostrongylidae. The record is from the annotation of a GenBank genome assembly.
AUGAAGUUGAUCGUACAAGCGAUUCGUAACGAUCUGACUUCUCGCAAUCCCAUCCAUGUCAAUCUCGCUCUGCAGUGCAUCUCAAAUAUCGGUAGUCGCGAUAUGGCUGAAGCGUUCUCAAACGAUCUUCCAAAAUUACUUGUUUCCGGUGAUACUAUUGAUUUCGUCAAACAGUCAGCAGCGUUGUGCCUUCUAAAAUUAUUUCGCACAGCUCCAGAUGUGAUUCAACCGGGUGAAUACGCUAUUUGUGUUGUCACGUCAGCUGCAUCUCUCAUUGAAUCUCUUUCAAGGAAAUGGCCGGAUGAAUACAAGGAGAGUGAUCAGCGUAUUCGUUUCCUAGCACCUUGGUUAUGCGUGAAAUUGCUGCGCCUAUUGCAGAAUUACCCUCCUCCAGAAGACCCUUCAAACAAAGCACGACUGCUUGAGUGUCUGGAGGGAGUCCUGAAUAAAGCUCAAGAUGCGCCGAAAUCCAAGAAAGUUCAACAUUCAAACGCAAAAAAUGCUGUAUUGUUUGAAGCCAUAGCUUUGAUUAUCCAUAUGGAUAGCGAAGCAAACCUCCUCGUACGCGCUUGUAAUCAACUGGGUACUUUCCUUGCACACAGAGAAACGAACCUCAGGUAUUUGGCACUAGAAUCCAUGUGUCUAUUAGCAACAUCUGAGUUCUCUCAUGAAACCGUAAAGAAGCAUCAGGAUACCAUCAUCAACAGCCUGAAAACAGAAAGAGAUGUUUCUGUGCGACAACGUGCUGUCGAUCUACUGUACGCUAUGUGCGACCGCACCAAUGCGAGCGAGAUCGUCGCAGAAAUGCUUUCUUAUCUGGAGACGGCCGAUUACUCCAUUAGAGAAGAAAUGGUCUUGAAAGUCGCAAUACUGGCUGAAAAGUAUGCUACUGACUAUACAUGGUAUGUCGAUGUAAUCCUGAAGUUGAUUCGAAUUGCCGGUGAUUAUGUGUCAGAAGAAGUGUGGUAUAGAGUGAUUCAGAUUGUUGUUAACCGUGAAGACGUUCAAGGAUAUGCUGCGAAAACGGUCUUUGAAGCGCUACAGAGGCCGGCUUGCCACGAGAACAUGGUGAAAGUUGGUGGAUACAUAUUGGGAGAGUUUGGAAAUUUGAUAGCAGGCGACCAGAGGUCGAGCCCUCAAAUCCAGUUUGAGCUACUGCACUCGAAGUUCCCGUUGUGCAGUAUCGCGACCAGGUGCCUACUUCUUACGACAUACGUGAAGUUCUGUAACUUGUUCCCUGAGAUCAAGCACAUAAUCCAGCAGGUCUAUCAAAUCGAUCAUAAUUUGAGAAAUCCGGAUGCGGAGUUACAACAGCGAGCCGUAGAAUACCUGCAGAUGAGCAAAGUCGCGAGUCCAGAUGUUCUGGCUACGAUUCUGGAAGAAAUGCCACCAUUCGCAGAGAAGGAGAGCAGCCUUCUAGCCAAGCUGAAAAAAGGUAAUCCACAAGAUGAGGAACUGGACAGUGGGGAGAAAGAGAAGAAGAAUCGGCCUAACGCUUCUAUGUCAAAGGUCUUCUUACAAUUCUUUCUGAACUAG